GUAUUGAUGGACUUAUCUGGGCAACUGAUAAAUACACUAUUUAAAGCUACUACAGUUUUGUUCAAUCGGUCAGUUUCGAUUGAGAUACCAAUCACAAUGAAGUUCGUGGCACUAGUUGUGGCAGUUCUGCUGCCGAUAGCCUUUGCCGAUGUAAUCCCGGUUUUGAAAUGUGGUGAGAACGUGCCGGAACCGGUCGCAGUCAACAUCGAAGGAUGUAGCCAAAUUCCCUGUGAACUGGGCCGUGGUAAGGACGCGGUCGCUCUGGUGGACUUCACCGUCGGUUCCCCGGUGACGGCUUUGAAACCGUUGGUUCAUGCCAAGGCCCUGGGAGUUACGGUACCAUUUGUGCUGCCCGAGGAUCGCCAGGACGCCUGCCAGUGGCUCCAGGGUACUCGCUGUCCGCUGUCCGCCCAGGAAGAUGUUCGAUACGAGCUGCGAUUGCCGGUGCAGCAGGCCUAUCCGGCCAUUGCCGUCGAGGUGGAGCUGAAGCUGGUAGAUCAGGACGAACAGGUCGUCAGCUGUUUCAAGGUGCAGGCCAAGGUGGUGUGAUUAAUGUUUAAGUGAUAAGUUAGGUUUUCGAAAAAAAAAAAAACAGUGAUAAACAUUGAAAAA
Uranotaenia lowii is the source of this 612-nucleotide messenger RNA. RefSeq names its product NPC intracellular cholesterol transporter 2 homolog a-like. NCBI's taxonomy places the organism in Eukaryota, Metazoa, Arthropoda, Insecta, Diptera, Culicidae. Bases 7 to 549 code for a protein of 180 amino acids. Gene Ontology annotation, biological process: intracellular cholesterol transport. The transcript is spliced from 2 exons. The record is from RefSeq and is a predicted model, not a curated record. Gene Ontology annotation, molecular function: sterol binding.